This is a messenger RNA of Symphalangus syndactylus (siamang), 1556 nucleotides long. Its product is annotated as speedy protein E2B-like. The record is from RefSeq and is a predicted model, not a curated record. NCBI's taxonomy places the organism in Eukaryota, Metazoa, Chordata, Mammalia, Primates, Hylobatidae. Gene Ontology annotation, biological process: positive regulation of cyclin-dependent protein serine/threonine kinase activity. Gene Ontology annotation, molecular function: protein kinase binding.
UCUGAAAUGGGCAUGUACAGGGAAGAGGAGACCCCGACACCCUUCAAGCUUUGAGUGGAGAGGACACAGUCUCUGCUGGGACAGGGAACAGAGGGAUGUGGAGACCCUGAAGAUGCUUUUGGACAGUGGUCUGAGGUUGGGACAGUAGCAGGAGAUACCAUUCACCCAGAAUCUCCAGGACAAGAGAUCAGCCUGGCAGUUACUUGUGUUUUGUUUCAAACUGGUUGCCAGGUUGGACUGACCGAUGACAUCAGAGAUUCCGACCUUCCUGAUUGGAGGGACUGGACUCGGUGGGCACCUGCAGCUCAGCUGUGUCCAGAAGAAGGCCACAGACAGAACAGAGACUAGGUUCCGUGGGACGGGACAGAUUUUGUGAAACAUCAUGACCAGCCAUCAACCGCACCCCCAGGAUGAGGGGCAGAGCCACCAGCGGAGCACCUUUGGGUACCCCCUCCAGGAGGUGGUGGAUGAUGAAGUGUCGGGACCAUCAGCCCCUUGGGUAGAUUCCAGCCUCCCACGUAGAUCCCUUUGCUGGAAAAGGAAGAGGGAGUGGUUGGAAGAAUCUGAGGAGUCGUCGUUGGAGGAGUCACAGAAGGAACUCACCCCUGAGCCUGAGGAGACCUGGGUGGCAGAGAGGCUGUGUGGCCCCAAGAUGAAUAUAAAGCGGCGGCGAGUGUCAUCCGUGCUCCCUGAGCACCACGAGGCUUUCAACAGGCUGCUUGAGGAUCCUGUCAUUCAAAGAUUCCUGGCCUGGGACAAAUACCUGAGGGUGUCAGACAAGUAUCUCCUGGCUAUGGUCAUAGCGUAUUUUAGCCGGGCCAGCCUCCUCUCCUGGCAAUACCAACGCAUUCAUUUCUUCCUGGCUCUCUACCUGGCCAAUGACAUGGAGGAGGAUGACAAGUCCGCCAAACGAAACAUCUUCUACUUCCUGUACGGGAAGACCCGCUCUCACGUACCCUUGUUCCAAAAGCUUCGGUUCCAGCACUUCCAUUACAUGCGCUGGCGGGUCAGGAAGACCCGCUCUCACAUACCCUUGUUCCAUAAGCGUCGGUUCCAGUUAUUCUGUUCCAUGCGCUGGAGGGCCAAGAAGAUCCGCUCUCAGAUAGCCUUGUUCCAAAAGCUUCGAUUCCAGUUCUUCUGUUCCAUGCGCUGCAGGGCUUGGGUUUCCCCGGAGGAGUUGGAGGAGAUCCAGGCUUAUGACCCACAGCACUGGGUGUGGGCGCGAGAUCGCGCUCGCCUUUCCUAGAGCUCCAGGGACCGUGGAGGCCUGAGGUCAUUGGCCUGAGAGAAGAACACCGGGCCCAGGGGAGAUGCGGAUUUUCAGCAGGAACUUUAUUCCAAUGCUAUGGCAGACACCAGGAAGGAGGAGAGGAGCCAUGUGUGCAUACCAUCUAGAAGAACCUGGACCGUUCUUGAUGGAGCUGAAUACAGUGAUCACGUUGUCCUCCUGGGAGCAGGGGUGGGGGUGGGGGUGGGGGGUGGGGUACUUCUAGGAGUCCUUGGAGAAAAGUAAGAAACCAGGAGUGUUUCCAGUUCCACCCUUUCCUGCGGCACCA